AUGGAAGGAAGUAAUCAUUUGCGUAAAUGUGGGCAAUCUGUUCGAAGAUUAAGGCGAACUCAAUCAUUUUAUUGGAAUAGGGAAGUUGCCGCUAUACCAUCAGUUCCUUCUGUGAAGCCUAGAACGUUGGUAGGAACAACCUUCUUGAAGUUUCUUGCGGAGAAUGAAUCAACAUUUGACCUUCUAUAUUGCAUCGCAUUCAAGCUGAUGGACCAUCAGUGGCUAGCCAUGCAUGCUUCUUACAUGGACUUCAAUGUUUUGAUCACUCAAAAUAGGACUUUGGAAAGUGCAUUGGGACUGGUAAAUGAUACAUAUGGUGGCUGCACGGAGAUAGCUCCGUACAGCACGGAUCUGGAACUGGUGAUUGUUGAUGCUGAUAUAGUGAUAUAUGCCCAUUUAUCCAAUUGUCAUUGA
Messenger RNA from Fraxinus pennsylvanica, 414 nucleotides. Lineage: Eukaryota; Viridiplantae; Streptophyta; Magnoliopsida; Lamiales; Oleaceae. The record is from the annotation of a GenBank genome assembly.